Orbicella faveolata is the source of this 3862-nucleotide messenger RNA. RefSeq lists its product as uncharacterized. The record is from RefSeq and is a predicted model, not a curated record. NCBI's taxonomy places the organism in Eukaryota, Metazoa, Cnidaria, Anthozoa, Scleractinia, Merulinidae. Gene Ontology annotation, biological process: proteolysis. Gene Ontology annotation, molecular function: cysteine-type peptidase activity.
AUGAGUGAGGAAAUCCAGACACUAGAGAACUUAACCCCAGAAUUCUCCAAUCAAAGUCUUUAAAGUUUCCUAGGUUAAGGGUCGCAAAUUUCAAACCCAUAAGGGGACUUCUUGUCAUUUUUUCACCUUAGUAUCCCCAGUGAGAAUCCUUCAGCAUGGAAAGCCUAUUUUAUGGGUCCCCAGUUUGUCCUGCUGACUACUGUUUGGUUAAUAACUAUUGCAAAAGUCUAUGGUGUUAAGUAUAUAUGUUCUGGUGUCCUUGUUUCAGUUGAUUAAAUUGCAUCUGUAAAGUGACGACAAUUUUCCAUGAUAAGCGAGUCAUUAAUUUUUUUCAUUGAGCUUAACAUAAUCACCUCACAACUCUCUAAUAUCCACAAUUGUUGAAGGGAAAAAGCUUGCAGAGAUUGAAUGUAGAUUGAAACCUUCAAAAAAGUUGUACUUUCUAACCAAGUGUGAUAUUAAGAUAACGUCCAUGACGAUUGCAUGAAAUUCUGACGGCGAUUUAACUUCCUAUUAUGCCACCCCUCCUGCUCUGCCCCUGCUCACUCGCACAACAGAGCUUCCGUAAUCAGUGAUAUAUACUCUCUAGUAAGUUUUCACUUCAAUACCCCCCUGGGGGAGUACUUCCUUAUAUAGGCUAUAUAGGCAUGUGCGGCCCCAAAGGGUAGGAUUUUCAGCCCUUUUAGUCAUAAAAUAGGUUAUCAAUUUUCGCCAUUUUGGUCAUAAAUCGGGUAUAGUUUUUGCACGCUAAUCUUGAAUUGGGUAUGUUUUAGAAGAACCUACUUUGUCAUCGUUAUCGGUAAGACCAUGAACAAAAGCCCUUCACAAAUUAUGUUUAGGGCAACUGUGCCGGCUGCAACGGUCAUAAAUAGGCUAUCAAAUUUUUGGUCAGGAAAUAAAUAGGGUAGGGAAAAUCGCAGAUUUUGGUCAUAAAUAGGGGACGGGGUUUACGAACUGGGCCGCACAAUUUUUCCGGGAGUAGUCCCUCCCCGGUCGAUAACAUUCGAGCAGUUUUGGCACCACACGACUUCAUUAUGGCCACGAGGAUGUGAGACAGAUCCAGACAUGUGAAAAGGACUCAUCUUGUGCAUAUUUGAUGUGAAAGUUUUCAAGGUCAAGAGGAUGAAAUUAUCGCUUCAAUUCCAGAUGUGUUUUAACACGUUUUCAUCGAUUUGCGGCCGCGAACCUCGCGACCCUCGGCGAACACUUCUUUGCCGAUCUCUGUAAAUUUGUAUGGAACGUUUUGACGAAUACUGUAACUCGAGUACGGAAUCACGAACAGAGCUGGGAAACAGUCAAGUAGAAUUUCCGGUAAUCUCUGAGAACUCUUCAUACUGUUGACCUGUGUAUGCUCUGUGAGGGUACAUGGUUUCGAUUUACUUUGUUGGUGGCCCCGUCAAGUGAAAUCAGCAAUCCCAUUGGUGAAAAACUUUCACGUGACUCGUUUUCAACCUUCCCCUACUUCCUGUGGUGAUCAAACGGGAGAAGUCUGUUAACAACACGCUAAAGUAGUUGGAAAGGUGGACCUUGGCAUUUUAUCAUUUCCAGAUUCAGAACAAUGUCUACCAUGAUAGGCAUUCUGGUGGAUGUCUCUGGCUCCAUGAAAAAUAGUGUUGGUGGCAGAGUGGAGGAGGAAGGUGGAAGAUGGGCAAAGUCAAUCUUCAAAGUGGUGGAUGAAUUGAUCAAGCAUGAUGUCUCGUCUUCAAACCAGACCUUUGCUUUAGCUUUUGGUAGUCCUUUUCAUCCUGAAGUCUUUGAUUUGUUAAGCACUGUCAGUAAAGCAAAUCAGGAACGAGUCUCCAUUGAAGAAAUAACAUCUAGGGCAAGCAAGAGGGACGUGAUAGAUGAAGCAUUGGCUAUUCUUGAAAGAAAUGGAGCACCAAGGGUUCGUCAUUGGGGAAAGAUGGAUGUUUUGCUCAAAGUUGUUGAUGAUACUACUGCUGCUGCAAUGUUGCACUAUUUACGAAAAACCUGUGAUUUUCCAAAAAAGUUUGUUCACGAGUGUCUUCCUAGAGAGUGUCGUGAAUUAUCGGUAAAUAGCAUUCGUGAUGUUGCCAUUGAAGCUGCAUAUUUUACAUCAGGAUAUGUUCCAAUUUAUGGUUCCUCUUUGCAAUCGUGGGGCACAGAAGACUCAGUCAAAGAAGCAAUUGAGAAGGGGAAAAGACUUAUUGCUGCUGAAAUGAAGGUGGGUGUCAGCAGAGCUGCUGUUAUGAGUGUUCCUGAUGCAUCAGAAAUACUGCAUGCCAGCAUUGGUGAUCAAGAACUAACUAAUGAACGGGUUGACGAGUUGCUGAAAACAGUUGAGCCUUGCAUUUAUGGAGGGACUCCACUCAUACAAGCCAUGGGCCAUUCAGUGGAUCUGUUUUCCUACCCAGAAUUUGCCAAUCAUCAGAAACUCCUAUUCAUUCUUUCAGAUGGUCAGCCAGCUGAUGGAAAUGACCCACCUCAAAAUUUGUCAAAUCUGGGGGUCACCACAGUGAGUUGUUUCAUAACAGACCAACUGCUAGCUGAUCCUCGUCAUCUGUACAGCAUUCUUGAUGAAAGUUGGGAAAAGCCAGCUAAGACCAUGUUCAAAAUGAGCUCCACCAUCACAACUCAGAAGAUACCACGUACUCUGUUUUUGAAGAGAGAAUGGAAGAUAGAUAUUGACAACAAUGAAACCAGACUCUUUUUUCAAGUGAACCAUCCAGACCUUAUCAAAGAUGUCUGUGACAUGGCCAAGAAGGGUGUCCUGAGCCAAGAUGCCCUUUCAGAUAUGCUCUCUACAGUUGAUCUGGAUCUUUACAUUAACAAGUCAAAUGAUAGGUUUGGAGCAAAGAGACAACAUGGAGGAACCUGUUAUGCAAAUGCAUCUGCUGCUGUUUUACACCUUGCCAUGAWGCGCAUAAAAGGACGAGAUGGUGGUUACCCAGAUUUCUUUGAAUUGAGGAGUGAAUUGAUUGCUAAAUAUGGAGAGGAUGGAGCUCCUACCAUGAAAGUUCUCAAAGAAGUUUGUCCAAAGUAUCGUCUGCGAUGCAAAGAGGUAGAUGCUGUUGGUGCUAUGAAGGCGGUUUCUGCUAAAAGACCAGUGGUUGCCAUAUUUUAUCUGAGUGGAGCCCAGUGGGAUCAGUUCUCUCAAUUCUACAAAGAGAAUCGGAAAGGAAUCCUUACAAGAUCCUAUCUUGAUUCAAAGCAUCACUCAACGACAAAGCCUAGUGGCCAUGCAGUAGUUCUCACAAGUUAUGAUGCUGAGAGCUUGCGUCUGAUGAAUUCAUGGGGGCAUAAGUGGGCAGACAAUGGGUUCUUCAGGGUGCAGAAUGCAGAUGUCCUACCAGGCCUAAAAUUCUUUGAUGUGUUCUGGACUUUGGCCAGUUUGAGUGAGGAAGAAAAGAAAGCCCAUGACCAAAAUGGUGCUGAAGUUGCUGCCAAAUUGGUGAGAUCACUGCAAGGAAUACAGACAGCCAAAUACAAGUGUCCAUUGUGCACUGUUGAAUCAAAAGUGGUGGAUUACUCUGGCCAUCUACUGGGAGCAAAGUGUCCUUCAUGCAGUGGAACUUUCAAUGCCAAUAAAGAAGGUGGUGACUUGGCAUUGAAUCUAUAUCUGACAUCACUGAUGCACUAGGUGCUAAUGACUGCUGAAGUACAAACCUCCUUAGAAAGUUUGGAAGGAUGUUAAACUUUUAUUAGAGACUUGGCUAGACAGGCAGUGGGCAUUUAUGCACUGCAAUUUUAGCUGAUACAACUUUGGUACCCUAUAUAAGAAUCACACUGGGAACACAAUCCCAACAGGGGCAAAAAUGAUACACUAUUUAAGGAUCGAGAAUCUCAAAAACCCUACCCUAUCCUGCAGCACAUAGCUCAUAUAUGGCAGUAACCACCCCCC